Messenger RNA from Trematosphaeria pertusa, 585 nucleotides. RefSeq lists its product as uncharacterized. NCBI's taxonomy places the organism in Eukaryota, Fungi, Ascomycota, Dothideomycetes, Pleosporales, Trematosphaeriaceae. The record is from RefSeq and is a predicted model, not a curated record. The coding region runs from base 1 to 585 and encodes 194 amino acids. The transcript has a single exon. Gene Ontology annotation, cellular component: Ino80 complex. Gene Ontology annotation, biological process: chromatin remodeling.
AUGGCACCCUUAACCGCCGCCUCCGACGAAAAGACACAUCAAGCGCUCCUCGACAAGCUCGACAUCUACGCGAUCCCCAAACCUUUCCGCAACCCGCACUGGAAGCCGCCGCAACGCCGCAAUAAGAACGUCAAGCAGAUCAUCGCCGAUGCCUCCCGCAAGGAAGCCUCCGUAAUGGCAACCCAGAACAACAGCGGCGUCUCCACGCCCAUUCUCCCACACUCCGAAGCCCUGACCGGCGGUGCCACAACUCCCGUUGGGGGCGCCAACCGUCCUCCGAAUAUCGCACAAGCUGCACAGAGUCUGAGCACGCUCGUCCUAGAGAGGAACACUAGGGCUGCUAUGGGUAGCAAUGGUGCUGCGGGGCCGGCGGCUACGUACACCAAUAUUGAGUCGGCACCGAGCUUCCAUCCUAGCAGCCAGAGGAGGUAUUGCGAUAUCACUGGGCUCCCCGCGCCGUAUACCGAUCCCAAGACACGAUUGAGGUAUCACAAUAAGGAAGUUUUUGGGACGAUUAGGACGAUGCCUCAGAAUGUUGUAGAGGGUUAUCUGGGGGCGAGAGGAGCGCAUACGGUCUUGAAGUGA